AUGUUUUGGUUCUUAAUUCUCUUCCCAGAAGUGUUCACAGUGACUGGACUAAAGGAAACAAUUGUGGCUCCGGUUGGUACAAUGCUUGAGCUCAGCUGUCAGUUGUCUCCACCACAAAAUGCCCAGCACAUGGAGAUUCGCUGGUUCCGGUCCCACUAUACACAACCUAUUUAUCUCUAUGAGGAUGGCAAAGACAUGUUUGGAAAAAUUAUCCCCAAAUAUGUGGAGAGAACAGAACUCUUGAAGGAUGCCAUUGGAGAAGGGAAAGUGACCCUCAGGAUCUUUAAUGUCAAUCCUGAUGAUGAUGGGCAAUAUCAUUGCAUCUUCAAAAAUGGCAAGUUCUAUGAAGAGCACAUCACAGAAGUCAAGGUUACAGCUGGGAACUCCCGGGUUCAAAUUCUUGUUCAUCCUCCUACUACCAAAGGUGUAAUUGUGGAGUGUCACUCAGGAGGUUGGUUCCCACGGCCUCACUUGGAAUGGAGAGACAGCAGAGGAGAGGUCAUUCCAGCUGCAUCAAAAUCUCAUUCACAGAACAGAGACAAACUGUUCAAUAUGAAGAUAACCCUUCUCCUUAGAGACAGCUCCUUCAGGAAUGUUACCUGUUGCCUUUGGAACCCCCUAACAGGCCAAAAGGAAAGCACAAGCAUUGUUCUACCAGAUGAAAUGUUUUCUUGGAAUUUUAUUUGGAAUAUGAUUGUUGGUGUAAUUCUGACUAUGAUGACACUCUUCAUCAUAAUGCCUAGUACUAAACUACAAAUCCUAGAAGUCUUCUUUUCAGAUACACAGUUUGACCUGGAUUCUAUGUGGUUGGAUGAUAUGACUAUGAUCCUGAGCAUGAUUCUGGUGUGCGUUGUCAUGAUAAUUUUCUGUAUUUAUUCCAUUCUGAGUGACAACGUCAUGAGCAUUGCACCAAGUAGCCCGUUCAGAUAA
Messenger RNA from Grammomys surdaster, 930 nucleotides. RefSeq names its product putative selection and upkeep of intraepithelial T-cells protein 1 homolog. The record is from RefSeq and is a predicted model, not a curated record. Gene Ontology annotation, biological process: T cell receptor signaling pathway; regulation of cytokine production. Bases 1 to 930 code for a protein of 309 amino acids. The transcript is spliced from 5 exons. Gene Ontology annotation, molecular function: signaling receptor binding. Gene Ontology annotation, cellular component: external side of plasma membrane. Lineage: Eukaryota; Metazoa; Chordata; Mammalia; Rodentia; Muridae.